This is a messenger RNA of Sebastes umbrosus (honeycomb rockfish), 2825 nucleotides long. RefSeq names its product WD repeat domain, phosphoinositide interacting 2 (gene wipi2). Gene Ontology annotation, molecular function: protein binding; phosphatidylinositol-3-phosphate binding; phosphatidylinositol-3,5-bisphosphate binding. Gene Ontology annotation, biological process: protein lipidation; nucleophagy; autophagy of mitochondrion. Gene Ontology annotation, cellular component: phagophore assembly site membrane; cytosol; extrinsic component of membrane. Lineage: Eukaryota; Metazoa; Chordata; Actinopteri; Perciformes; Sebastidae. Bases 84 to 1463 code for a protein of 459 amino acids. The transcript has 12 exons. The record is from RefSeq and is a predicted model, not a curated record.
CAGAGCAGCAGCCCCAUGAACAACAACAACAAUCAGUCCAGCUACAGUGAGGCUAGCAGGAGAAACGAGAGAUGGCUCCGUGAAUGCUCAGCUCUUCUGGCCCUCAUCACAGUACUAAUCCCAGACCUACUGCUGCUGUUUCUGUCGGAGUUGUAUAUAUAUACAUAGAUGGUGCCGAGCCCAUGAACUUAGCCAGUCAAAGCGGGGAUGCUGGCGGAAGCCAGCUUCUCUUCGCCAACUUCAACCAGGACAACACGUCCUUAGCUGUUGGCACCAAAUCAGGAUACAAGUUUUUCUCCCUGUCCUCUGUGGACAAAUUGGAGCAGAUAUAUGAAUGUACGGACACGGAGGAUGUGUGCAUCGUGGAGCGUCUGUUCUCCAGCAGCCUGGUGGCCAUCGUCAGCCUCAAGGCCCCCAGGAAGCUCAAAGUCUGUCACUUCAAGAAGGGAACCGAGAUCUGCAACUACUCCUACUCCAACACCAUACUGGCUGUCAAACUCAACAGACAGAGGCUGAUAGUGUGUCUGGAGGAGUCACUUUACAUUCACAACAUCCGGGACAUGAAAGUGCUUCACACUAUUAGAGAAACUCCACCCAACCCUUCAGGAUUGUGCGCCCUCUCCAUCAGCAAUGAUAACUGUUAUCUGGCCUACCCAGGCAGUGCAACGAUAGGAGAAGUUCAAGUGUUUGACACAGUCAACCUGCGAGCGGCUAACAUGAUUCCAGCCCACGACAGCCCAUUAGCGGCUCUUGCUUUCGAUGCCAGUGGAACCAAAUUGGCCACAGCCUCUGAGAAGGGCACAGUCAUUCGUGUCUUCUCAAUCCCAGAGGGACAGAAGCUCUUUGAGUUUCGAAGAGGAGUCAAGAGGUGUGUGAGCAUCUGCUCCUUGGCGUUCAGUAUGGAGGGCCUGUACCUGUCGGCCUCCAGCAACACAGAGACGGUCCACAUCUUCAAAUUAGAGACGCAAAAGGAGAAGUACGUGCCAGCGGAGGAGCCCACCACAUGGGGAGGGUACCUGGGCAAGGUCCUGAUGGCGUCUACUACCUACCUGCCUUCUCAGGUUACGGAAAUGUUCACCCAGGGGCGAGCCUUCGCCACCGUACGUCUGCCCUUCUGCGGACAUAAGAACAUCUGCGCCUUAGCUGUGAUUCAGAAGAUUCCCAGGUUGUUGGUGGCAGCAGCUGAUGGUUACCUGUAUCUGUACAACCUGGAUCCACAAGAGGGAGGGGAAUGCACACUUAUGAAGCAGCACAGGUUAGAUGGCAGUGCUGAGCCAUCCAAUGAGAUCCUUGAGCAGUCACAUGACCGCCCACUUGUGGCCCAAACCUACAGUGCUGCUGUCACUAAAGGUUACUGCGAAGAGCAGGGCGCCGUGGGAGGAGCGGGGCUAGAAGACGACCUCAACGACUUGCGCCUAGAGGAGGAGAACGAGCAACCGCCGCUCAUCCUCGAAACUGACUGACUGACUUAACGGACGACUGUACCCACCAAUCAGAGGGCUCCUCUGGUGCUGCUAUGAACAUGUGACACAAGUGGAGGGGGGGCAGGGGCAGGAUCAGAGACGGGGAGUGUUUUUAAACGCUCAGAGUGUUGAAGAGCCUGUCUGUCAGUCUGUCUGUGCGUUUGUCUGUUCACAUACAUGUCAAUCUUUAUCUUCCCGCCCUCCUUCCUGCGCUCCCUCUUCCCUCAGUUAGCCUGCGCAGGCCAAACUGACGCUUUGCAUGUACAUGUGCCAACUGCUAAAAAAAACAUGCUCCAAUGUGAAAACGAGUAUCUGUGAGUGUGCGCGUGUGUGUGUGUGUGUGUGUUGGACGUGUGAUCAAAAAAAAAUGUAGCUGUGUCUCCACUUGAAGACACACAGACGCAAGCACUGUGUAAACUGAAAGUGAUUGUGUAAGUGCCUCUCUGCCCCAGUGUCAUGGUUUCUUCUGUUUGAGAGGGGGAUCUCUUUGCAUUGGCUUAAUAAAAUCUAUUUUCAGUUGUCGGAUCUUAAUCGAGGGUGUGUACUACUCUUUUCUGACCCUUUUCCUCUCUCUCACAUACAGUCACACACCUGUCCUGCGAGGAGUGUGGCAUCUGGCUCAAGUUUACCCUCCAAAGAAUGAUCUAGAAGCCUUUGGCAUGAGGCAGAGGUGUUUGCGAAUAAGAGUGUGUGUGUUUGUGCGCUUGUGUUGAGAUCUCAUUUGUGUGCGUGUGUGUGUGUGCUGGGCAUGUACAUUAGCAAAACACUGAGUAAUUAGCCCCCACUUGUUCCUCCUCCCUCACUUUUCCCCUCAUCCAAACAGAGGAUCUCCCCCCUCCUCAGGCCUGCAGUCAUUGGUUGAUUUUAAACUCUGAUAUUAAUGAUCUUUUUUUUAAAUCUACAUAACCAAUCAUAACCAAUGAUGUGUCAUGCGUAAGAAAACAUGCAUGGUGUUGUUGAUGUGGUACUUUGUCCAUACAUUGAAGACAUUUGGGUGGUGAGGUUCAGUUACGAAAGGCAGGAGGCUGUCAGUCUUCAGUGACAGACAGCCUCCUCACCCUACUCUGUACAUUACUAGAUGUGGCAAGAUAUCACUGCACCAUAUUGACAGGUUACGAGAAGAGUUUACACUCUGGGAAAAAAGAGUGAACUGUGCAUUAAAGUUAGAUUGAUCUGGAGGUCAGGCUGAGGCUCAUCAAGUGGUCCAGGAAGCUGCAUGAUUCCCCAUUAAUCCUUUUGGUGUCUGAAGCCGCUAAACGAGGAUCAGCCAUGGGAUUGUCAGGCAUUUUCUAAUGAUUUUGUAUAAAAUGUGAAACGUUCAUCUGAAACUAAAAUGAAAAUAAAUUCCAUGUUGAUGUAUGA